This is a messenger RNA of Ctenocephalides felis (cat flea), 913 nucleotides long. RefSeq lists its product as uncharacterized. NCBI's taxonomy places the organism in Eukaryota, Metazoa, Arthropoda, Insecta, Siphonaptera, Pulicidae. The record is from RefSeq and is a predicted model, not a curated record. Bases 83 to 913 code for a protein of 276 amino acids. The transcript is spliced from 5 exons.
GUGGGUCGAAGUGGACGUUGUUGAGAAAAUUUAGGCGCAAUAUUUGAAAUUGUUUUUGAAAUAUGAUAUUUUGAACUCGAAGAUGGCGACGGAAAAAAUUAUCUUAUACGAUGCUGAUCGAGAUAUUGCUGUGGAAGCGAAUGUUUCUCCGGCUGAAGCUAAACGUGCGAGGGCAGACCAAUAUUUUGCUACAGAACUUUUAAGAACUUUAGUAAAUCAAGAUCCUCAUAAGGCAUCUACAUCUACUUCUCAUGUAGAACAUGAGGAUGCUGAAUUCUACAAUGAAGAAUUUCUUGAAAGCAAUGACGAAGAAGUACUUGGUAGUGAAGACGCAGGUGAACUUAACUCUGAAACUCAAGAAUCUGAAGGUGGAGCUUCUUCAUACAGGUGGUCUUCACCCGCUGUAUUACUCUUAUUAGAGACUUACAGAUCCAUGGAACAAAUACUCAAUAGUGGGAAAAUGUCCCAUAAACAAGUCUGGAAAAAAAUAUCCGAGAAGUUGACAAAAAAUGGUCAUAAUGUCACCGGACCGCAAUGCUAUUCUAAACUGCGAAGUCUGAAGAAAACCUAUAAGUCAACUAAGGAUCAUAAUAACAAAUCGGGAAAUGAUCGAAAGACUUGGAAGUUUUACGAAAUAAUGGAUGAAAUAUUUGGCAAAAAGGCAUGGUGCGAUCCAGUUGCCGUUGCAUCUUCUACUGGUCUUUCUUCCAAAAAAACAGAAAGUAACGAUAGUGCGGUGGGAUCUGAUAGCGGAUGUUCAUCAAAAUCGAAUAAGCCAUCAGUAACAACUUUAUUGGGAAAAAGAUUAAAACAGAAAGAAGAACAUGAGGAAAAUAGAAAGAAAAGACACCGAGAGAGAAUGGAAAUGGAUGAAAAAUUCCUCAAAGUUUUAGAAAAACUAGCUGAAAAAUAA